ACUAAAGAGAGCAAAGUGAGUGAGGUACAUGCAAGUACACUGAGACACAGGACGGGUUUUUCUGUCGCUGUAAGCACACAUACGGAAAAGUGGACACCUAUCAACACUGCUGUAAUUCCCUAAAAGGCUGCUCUAACUUGAACUUUUUCGAACUCCAAAGCAGCUGAUCCAGUGGUCAAAGGAUGACAAACAUCUCACGGUAUCUUGUUAACCACCUGCUGACAUUCUCACUCCAGGAUGGGGAUGUGCAGAGCGUGGAGGAAGCCCAGGCACGUCUCUCUUUCCUGGCUCAGAACAAAAAGCUGUGGAGUCAACAGAUGUACCUGGACAUUGGAACGGAGGCCAUUCACCUUAGAGACAUACAGAGCCAGGAUGAGCUGGAGAACUACUCUUUCAAAUCCAUCUACCGCUGUGACGCCAUUAACACGGAAAAACACUUCCCAUCCCUACUCUUGCUCGUCUGCCAAGGUGCAGAUCAGAAGAAGCCGGACAUUCAGUUCUUUAACUGCGAGACUGUGAAGGCAGAGCACAUCUGUGACGACAUCGCACAAGCCGUUUCAGAUUCCUCCAAAAACAGGAGUAAGAAAAUCCCGGACACCCUCAGGCCUACUCAGAGUGGGGGAGAGAUGAUCGACCCUUAUGAAAUCCCGAGACACCCCAUCGCACAUGCUCCAAAUCCCCCACCAGUCAACCCUCCACCUUAUCCAGGACCCAGAGUGAAUGGCGGGCCUGACAUUUCUUUCCUGCGAGCGGAGAGAGAAGUGGGGAUCCUCAAUCACUGUUUCGACGACAUCGAGAACUUCAUGGGCAAGCUGCAGCAGUCCGCCGAGGCCGCGACGGUGCUGAACCAAAGGAAGAAGAAAAAGAAGAAAAGCAAAAAGCAAAGUGCUGAAGAAGAUUUACUCACUGCAAAGGCCCGUCCUCCACCAGAGGAAGAGUUCAUCAACAUCUUCCAGAAAUUCAAAUAUUGCUUCAGCCUGCUGGCUCGUCUGAAAUCCACCAUCUCCAAUCCUUCAUCAGAAGAGCUUGUUCACCAUGUGUUCAAACCACUGGAUAUGAUGGUGAGGACAACAGGGGGACCGGCUCUGGGAGCCUCUGUGUCCAGCCCCGCCAUGACCAACUCUGCCAUCACCCUGCUACAAGACAACCUGAACGAGGAGGAGAGGGAGCUGUGGACGUCCCUGGGACACAACUGGACACUCCCAUGCUCUCAGCUCAGAGGACCCAUAGCGCCGUACACCCCCGUGUUCUCGGAUGGUUGGAAGCCAGAAGCCUUGAGGGCAGACGGGCAGGUUUGGGAAGAUCCGGUUGAGUCACAGCACAAACAUGAGGACCUCCGAGUAAAACAAGAGCAGCACCAACCACCUCAGCCUGUCAGACCUCCAAGCAUCCACAUCAGUGAUGAAACAGACGGCAGCACAGUCCCACCAGAGCCUGAGAGGCUCUACAGCUGCACCUACGACUUCAUAGCCAGGAACAGCAGUGAGCUUUCAGUGCAGCAGGGGGAGACACUAGAGGUGAUCGAAUCAUCCAAGCGCUGGUGGAAGUGUCGUAAUCGAUUUAACCAGAUUGGAUUUGUUCCCUUCAACAUCCUGGAACCUGUGGCUCACAUAGACAGCCCUGUCAACAACAGACCCCCGAGUGCUCCAGCUGCACCGCCCCUCGCCAAGACUUUCUCCGCAGUCCCACCCAGCCCUCCUGCUCCACCCCAGGCUCCCUCUCCUUCCCCCUCCCCUUCCCCACAACGCCCACGCAGCUUACCACCGUACAGCCAACAUAUACCAGCAGUGGAUGACACCGAUAAUAAAGUCAUGUUGGUGAAUGACGAGCUGCUCCAGAGGCUGACCAACGGGAAGACCAAUCUGAACAAACCUCUGGUCAUCCAUCGUUCCUCAGAGACCUCUGUUCCUCUGGACUACAACUCUCCUCCAGAGGAGGUGUCCGAGUGGCUCAGAGGGAAGGGCUUCAGUGAACCGACGGUGACAUGUUUGGGAGUACUGACAGGCGCCCAGCUCUUCUCCCUCAACAAGGAUGAGCUACGAGCUGUGGUUCCUGAAGAGGGCGCCAGAGUGUACAGCCAGCUUACUGUGCAGAAAGCACUGCUGGAGGAUGCCCGAAGAGCCACAGAGUUGGAGGCAGUCAUGGAGAAACAGAAAAUGAAGGUUGAUCUGAAACUGGAGAGCAGCACAUUGUGAGCAACAGGCAUCUACAACAUGAAGCUACAGAUGAAAAAUAGGUUGAGUUCUUCUGGUGUCGUCACUUCAGAGUGACCUCCUUAAUUAUUAAUUAUAUUCACCAGAGAACAAACAUGACUUGACCCCACAACACUGUGACGAACAUCACACUAUGUAAAGGGUAAUUAUGACAGAAUUCAUUUUAAAAUUAAAGUAUUUGGCAGACAUUUAAGCUUUUACUUCAAGCAGGUGCUGUUAACAUUAAUUUACAGUUCAGUGUAUUUCAGUUUUCAUGUGAAUAGUUUUCUCUCACUUCUGCCUAGUAGGUAAGGACUAAGUUAAAUGAAAUGUAUUUAUCUUUGUAAAAUAUUUGCCUGAUAAUUCAAACAUAAUUAACAUGCUGGGAGAAUGACAAGACCCCAGAAAGAAAGGCCAACAGACAAUAAAGUUUAAAAUGGUGA
Messenger RNA from Scatophagus argus, 2635 nucleotides. Its product is annotated as epidermal growth factor receptor kinase substrate 8-like protein 1. Gene Ontology annotation, cellular component: plasma membrane; vesicle; ruffle membrane. The coding region runs from base 183 to 2195 and encodes 670 amino acids. The record is from RefSeq and is a predicted model, not a curated record. The transcript is spliced from 19 exons. Gene Ontology annotation, molecular function: actin binding. Gene Ontology annotation, biological process: Rho protein signal transduction; positive regulation of ruffle assembly; regulation of Rho protein signal transduction. NCBI's taxonomy places the organism in Eukaryota, Metazoa, Chordata, Actinopteri, Scatophagidae.